UCCAAGCGAACGCGACACGCACUGAGUUUCAGUGGAAGGGUCGCAUAUUGCGGUACAAAAUAGUCCCAAACACCGAAGAGCGACGGAGUUCCCUGGCCCCGCAGACGUCGCCGCUAUUUACUAAACACCGGGAUAGCGUUUGUUUUAAAGUGACUGUUCAACCCCAAGAUGAACUUCGAGCAGCCCCCUCCAUACCCAGGCAAUGGCCCAACUGCUCCAGGCUACCCAGCCCAACAAGGCUACCCACCUCAGGGUUAUCCUGCACAGGGAUACCCUGUGAACAUGGAGCAGCCUAAUCCAGCAUACCCUAACUACCCUGCAGGACCAAUGGGCCCUGGAGGUCCUUAUCCUGGCCCAGGACAGCCUCCUUAUCAGGGCUACCCUGGACAACCACAGUUUGGCUGGCAGGGUGGACCCCCUCCUGGACCUAUGUAUGGAGAGCCUCCUAAGAACACAGUGUAUGUGGUGGAAGACAGGAGAAGGGACGACACAGGAGACACAUGCCUGACAGCCUGCUGGACAGCUCUGUGUUGCUGCUGUCUCUGGGACAUGCUGACAUAACGCUAUUCCCCAACUGUUCACCCCCAUUACCCUCUUGCCCCCAUUUCUGUGCCUCAAACCCCAUCGCCUCUCUCCCCCUGUCUGCCUUACUACCCUCCCAUUUCCUCUACAAGUCCUGUACUCGUCCGUAAAUGAAAGCCUUGAUCCCGUAUGGAAGCCUCUUCCCAGAGCCACUCACUCUACCUUGAUGUGAAGCCCCUCAGCACUGACUGACUGACCUGUUCAGGGUUACGCUGUUGCAGCUUGUAACUGAGCUUCUAAACAUAACCUGAAUCUCAGGCUCUACACUGAAAUUGUGCACCAACACAUAACACACACACACGCACGCACAUACACACACGCACACACACACACACACACACACACACACACACACGCACACAGUACACUUGGAUCUCAGGCUCAUCUGGCGUGAUGCUCUUUGGCACUUUAUGAUCAUUACCUCUGUAAGAUAACACUCCUGCCUGCCCCCCUCAACCAUCCACAGCCCUCCUUAACCCUCCCCUCAGCUAUGCUCUCUACAAUGCCCAAGGACUGCCCCUUAUUUCUGGACCCCCCCCCCCCUUCACUCAAAGGCCACCAAGACCCUGGCUGCUAAUGAGCCACGGGGUGCUCUUAAGACGCUGAUGCUUGAAAUGUAUCCCUUUAAUUUGCACACAAGUUGUUUUUGCAAAUGUCUGUUUUCAGGUGGAAUCAUACGACAAUAAAUGGAAUGCAUUUUUAAAGAUGACGGUGAUUUAUGUUUGAUUACUGUUAACUCUUGAUGGCCGCGAUGUCUGUGUUUUUUUUUUUCUUGCUUACCCUGAUGUGAAAAAAAUGAUUCUAAUAUUAUUUUUAUUAUAUACCUUGGAAAUAAAACUGAAAAUGUGAAAAAAAAAGAAAGAAUAAAGGUUGUGAUUGCUAAACAUACGAAACCAAUUUACCCAUUAGAUGCAUUUUGCUUUAGAUGAGUCUUGCAUUAAAAUAAUUUAUUGCCAUAA
Messenger RNA from Stegastes partitus (bicolor damselfish), 1541 nucleotides. RefSeq names its product cysteine-rich and transmembrane domain-containing protein 1. Bases 169 to 561 code for a protein of 130 amino acids. The record is from RefSeq and is a predicted model, not a curated record. The transcript is spliced from 3 exons. Gene Ontology annotation, cellular component: extracellular exosome. NCBI's taxonomy places the organism in Eukaryota, Metazoa, Chordata, Actinopteri, Pomacentridae.